Knipowitschia caucasica is the source of this 300-nucleotide messenger RNA. NCBI's taxonomy places the organism in Eukaryota, Metazoa, Chordata, Actinopteri, Gobiiformes, Gobiidae. The record is from the annotation of a GenBank genome assembly.
AUGUUAACAGAAAACAGGAAACGAGCUCGGAGUGGAGUAGAUGUGGAGAAUGGGGAUCUUUUACCCCAAGCCAAACGCCAGAGCAUGGGUCACCCUGUCUCUCCAGAGCCGGGCCGAGAUGCCUGUGACAUAGAGUCUUCCAGCAGUGAGGCCAAUAUCAGCAGUCCAGAGCACUUGGUGGCUGGCUCUUCCAGUCAGUGCGCUGACAUUAACCGCAUCCUUAAAGAAGCGCACUUCCAGAGCUUGCACUGUAGGGCUAUGCAACGAGACACACACCAGCUGUGUCUGCCAAAUCAAUGA